AUGAAGAGAGGCAAACAACGAAAGGAGGUAACCCUCAGGAGUGUCCCUGGAGAUGAUGAAGAAUCAGGCAGACAAAAAGGAGUGAAGGAAAUCGAAGGAUGGACCGGCGGUGGUACAAGGCUUACAUACAAUGGCCUGAACGAGGCUCAUCUGCCCCAGCCUGGCGCUAUGCCCCUUUCGAGACCCCGACUGCCUGCCGCUAAAACUAGUAGUAACCCUAUGGCUAUCAUCAUCCUGCAGACUUUCGUCAUCCGGGGUGCCCAAACUGUCCCGCACUGGCUCCGCAAGGACAGUCAGUCACAUGACAACGUUAUUUAUAGUGAUAAGCCUGGAAUAAAUGAACAUGAUCACAUAUGGUAG
This is a messenger RNA of Aspergillus costaricaensis CBS 115574, 360 nucleotides long. RefSeq lists its product as uncharacterized. Bases 1 to 360 code for a protein of 119 amino acids. The record is from RefSeq and is a predicted model, not a curated record. Lineage: Eukaryota; Fungi; Ascomycota; Eurotiomycetes; Eurotiales; Aspergillaceae. The transcript has 2 exons.